AAACUGGUUUACGCUACAGGCACUGCGAGAAAACAGUGCGAGAUAUUUAGGAGUUUCAUUUCAGCACUACGCUCAGCCUGGACAGCGACUACGCACUAAACUCCGACUUCUUUCCCGUUUUUUCCUGAAUGCGAGCAGAGAAGAGCCUGCUGACCGUAAAAACGGUACUGGAUCUUAUCAACUGUAAAUCAACGUAGACUGGCUUGCAGCGAUUUCGGUUCCCUGGUCAUUUGGCUGCCGAGGAUGUCUGAGCUUAGCACCGAUCGCAGGUUCCACAACCUGACCAAGGAACAGAUCCAGACCUUAGACCAGGUUCUGACAGAGGUCAUUCCCAUACACGGAAGAGGCAAUUUUCCCACGCUUGAGGUAAAGCCAAAAGACAUCAUCCACGUGGUGAGGGACAAGCUGAAGGAGAAACAUAUUAAAGUGAGGGAUGUUCGCCUCAAUGGCUCUACUGCCAGCCAUGUGCUUGUUAAGGAGAAUGGCACCAGUUACAAGGACCUAGACAUCAUCUUUGGGGUUGAGCUGCCAAGACAGGAGGAUUUCCAGAUCAUCAAGGAGGUGGUGCUUGGCUGUCUGCUAGAUUUCCUACCCCGAGGCGUCAACAAGGACAAGAUCACAGCCCUGACCAUGAAGGAAGCUUAUGUUCAGAAGAUGGUCAAAGUCUUCAACGAGCAUGACCGUUGGAGCCUCAUUUCGCUUUCCAACAAUAGCGGCAAGAACGUGGAGCUGAAGUUUGUCAGCUCCUUGCGUAGGCAGUUUGAGUUCAGUGUGGACUCAUUUCAGAUCAUCCUGGAUCGCAUGCUUGAGUCUUAUCUGGAGGCUGAGAGAAGGCAGGAGGCCCGGUGUAAGAAUGAGGAGAGGAGACCGUGUACGACUGAGAGUGGCAAUCAAGUCACCUCACUGGCAGAAGAGUCUCACCCUACUUCAUCUGAUAUGACUCAAUCAAGUCAAGUCCAGCCAGAUAAGGUAGAGGACAUACCAAGCUGUGAUGACAGUCAAUGCAAUGAGAAACAGGAAGUGACACAAGAUGGGGAGUGGCCAUUACCGAUGGAAGGCGCUGCAGCUGAGGUGAUGGAUCCCCCUGAACAAAUGGAAGUUAUUGAACCAGAUGGAGAGACGCCGACAGAAAAUGAACAAGAGCUGCUGGAAAAGACAGAGAUUGAAGAUAAAAUAAUGGCAGAAAACGAGGUUGGCACUCCCAGCACCGAAACAAAGGGACAAUAUCCGAAAACAUCUGAAGAAAUGUUUAUCACAGAAAAUGAAGCGGAACCAGAAAACUCAGAGAAGCCACAACCAACUGAAAAAACAUCAAUCAAGGAUCCCGUGGCUCUUAAUGUACCCUGCGAACCUACAUUUCAGUCCUGCACAUGUCUCACACAGACAGCACUAGACUCUUACAUGGAAUUCCCUUUGCCUCCUCCAGCCAAAAAGUCCUACAAAAAAUCCCAAAUGGUCAUCCUAAAACAUUCAUCACCAAAACCUCCAAGGAAAAUGUCCAAGAAAGUGACAAGCGUGCCAAUCCCUCUUGCACAAACACCUUCAGAAAAUGAGCCCCCAUUCCUUCUGGAGCAGCCAUUAGCUUCGGCUAAAAUAAACCUCAAAGAAUCAAUACCUAUUCCAGAUAAAGUGCCAAACCCUGUUUGCUCACAGGCUCCUGACAUCACCUCACAGGGCAAAGAAUGUUCAGAGAAAAAAUCAGACAUGCCAACCACAGCCGACAAACUCACCACCCAGGAGAGUGACACAGAGUCACAGAAAAAGACAACAUGCUCUCAACCAAAUGAAUCAAAAACCUCAGAUCAUGAAUUAUUUCCUCCUGGUGCAGAAUCAGAGGUCACGGAGCUUGAUAAAAAGGACAAGGACCUUCUCAUUCAAAACCCUUUUAAAGAUGAACCAUCACCGUCUUGUCAUUUACCUGAACCUCCUGUUCGAGUUCCUUAUUCUACUUGCUCAGUAGUAGACUCUGCUGUCCAGGUUUCAGAGGUGAUCGUCCAGGUACCAGAACAUCCUGUUCAGGUGCUUGAUUUUGCUGUCCAGGUCCCAGAACCUGGUAUCCAGGAACUACAACAGGCAGUCCUGGGAACAGAGCUCGAAGCCCUGGAAAUGCAGUCUUCUACAGAAGGAACAAAACAUGCUGAUCCAUUAGUAGAUUUAACACCACAGGUAGCAGUGUUUGCUUCCCAGGUAACAUGUCCUGCUGCCCUCAUGUCAGAGCCUAUUUGUAAGUUACCAGAACCUGCUUUCCAGGAACAACAAUUUGCCCCAGAUACAGACACGCAGGUCGGAGACAAACCAGAAAGUCAGCCAACCGAGUCCUCGCCACUUAGAGAACUGCCCGACAUUACAGUGGUAGCAGAGAGCAUGUACGGUGACUUUGAACAAGCCAUGGACCAUCUGCGCUACCGUCUCAUAGCCACACGCAACCCGGAGGAGAUCAGGGGUGGUGGCCUCCUGAAGUACAGCAACCUGCUGGUGCGUGAGUUCAAGCCAGCCAGCGAGACCGAGAUCAAGACCCUGGAGCGCUACAUGUGCUCACGCUUCUUCAUCGACUUCCCCGACGUCAACGAGCAGCAACGCAAGAUCGAGUCGUACUUGCGCAACCACUUCAUUGGCGAGGAGAAGAGCAAGUACGACUACCUGAUGACUCUGCGGAGGGUAGUCAAUGAAAGCACCGUGUGUCUGAUGGGCCAUGAGCGCCGACAGACCCUCAACAUGAUUACCAUCCUGGCCCUCAAGGUUCUCGGGGAGCAGAAUAUCAUCCCUAACACCACCAACGUCACAUGCUACUACCAGCCCGCGCCAUAUAUGGCUGACCACAACUUCAGCAACUACUACAUCGCCCAUGGCCAGCCACCACUCAUUUACCACCCUUACCCAAUGCACAUGCACAUAGAGACUGGCUUAGUCUAGUACAUGAACAGCAGACAAAAGCAGCCACUGUGUUAAAAAAAAAAAAAGAAACAUAAUGCUAAGCAUGAGAGAGAUCAGCCCCAAAAACCAAACUAAAGAAUUGUCCGAUAAAGUGCACAAGUGCUCGAACCACCCGGGGCUGAUUUUGGGUCUAAAUGCCGGAAACAAAAAUCGACAUCUGAGAGACCCCAUCGGCUUCUGAAGCAUCGCUCAUGGGGAAAGCACCGCUGACGACCGUUUUAAAGUCAAACUAGACCCAACACACCACUCUAGACAAACACGUCCCAAACGUGUCCCCUGGCCGUCACAGGCAACGUGUGUCUGUAGCCAGGAGGGAGGGAGGCGUUGGGCUCGUGGGUGGAGAGAGGGAGCUAACAGUGGGGAGUCGGGGUUGAUGACCACAGGUGUGGAUGAACUUGGGGCUUGCCGAAUAGCGAGGUGUGUAGCUGUAGAGAGGGUCUUCUCGAACAAACACCCACUAUUUUCCUUUCAUUCAGUCACCGCAGGUUAGAUCCACUUCAGCGCUGGAGCGUAAAACAUUGUGACGAGGCACAGGACCGUUUCAAUCCAAUCUGCAGAAUUUCUGUCAAGCACUUGGGAAAUGUUCUGAUAGAUCCAGAAGUCAAGAGACUGCUCCUUCUGCCACAUUUAUAAAUAUCCUGCUGUAGAAAUUAGAAGAAAAAAAUGGAAAAAAAAAACAAUGGUAAUAAGAACUGAAAUUACUGCACAAUGACUCUUCCAUGAAAAAAAUACACAGUUGCGGCAAUUAGCUUAAGAGAUGAACUUGAAGGUCACUAUUACAGCCCCUUUAAACAGAGUAAACUUUGUGUCCCUCGCCAGGGAGUUUCUAUCUAUCGAAAAGAUCAGGGGCUAAGGCAAGUUCAUCUGGGGCUUUUUUUUUUGAAGGAAAAUUGACAUCGGGGCUAAGACACCCAGGCCUAGACUUAAGAUACUCGGGGCUAUAGCCCUGAUUGACCGGACCUAACGACUCCCAUGUCCCUCGCUGUUAUUUGCAGACUAAGAACCCACCAGCUAUGUAAAUGCCAAUGAUGGCAUGAAAGUGAAGAUUCAUGUGGGAAGAGUUAGUUACAAUGACACUGGCUGCACAUUUCCCGUGUACCGCAGGUGGACUGGCUAUUGAUUUUAAUUAUCGCACUUGGUCGUUCACCUAUAUAGAAAAAUACAAACACUGAUUUAUUUCAACAGAAAAAUCUUUUACACUUUAAAGUGAUUUAAUGGUGACUUUCACUGUAUUUCUGUAUCCAUUGCUAGUAGGCGAUAGAAUCUUAUGAAACUUUUAAAAACGCGUGCGAUUUACAGCAAACCCGAAGGUAGUCUUGUGCUACGUUUGCGCAAUCUUCGUUUGUUUUGCAUCUGUUUUGCCAGAAAGUAUCCGUAUGAAACAUGGUGACUAGGAUGUGCGACAUGCCAAAUUUAUUUAUUUAUUAUUAUUAUUUUUAAAGCCGGGGUCAGAUUUCAAUAAAAAUAUUUCUGAGGGAAAAAAAAACCAUUCUUGGCAAUUUCACAUUUUUUUCCAGAAAAAAAGUCUGAUGAAAAGCACGUUAUAAUUGAGUACCCUGUUUUUAAUGCACUGUGUAGGUGUCCUUUGUGUAUCGAUGAUGCACAUUGUUCAGUUUAUAUAAUGAAAUAUAAUGAGUCCUGACGAAUUAAUAUGACCUACGGUUUAUUGUUCACUCUCAAAGGAGCUCGACGAGACGUGUGCAUCCCCUUUGCCACACAUUCCACCCACAGGCGUAAAAAUGCCAAUUUUUGUAACCAAGCAAAAAAAAAACAAUCCAUCUAGGUUUUAAAGACUUUCAGACUGUGCCAAAAUCACGUUCACGUGUGCGCAUGCACGCGUAAACAUGCACGCACACACUUCUUGUUUUAGAAGUGUAUAUAUGUGCAAUAUAUAAAAGGUCAAGAUGUUGAUCGUGAAUACAAAGUAUAGUGACAUUGGUCGUUCAGUCAGUAGUCUAAGGGUCUGCAGCAGGGACUGGAUGUAAGGUCUGAUUUUUAUGGGUUAUUGUAAAGAUGUAAGUAGUUCGUUCUGUGAAGUUUCGCCUUGCUGUUGUGUUCUGAUGUGCACGCCCCCUUCAGAGUCUCGCUCUCCUUGUCUCUGUGCUUGUUUGUUAAUCUCCUUCGUGAGAUCCGAUCGCUGCCAGGAAAAUGAUUAUCACUGUGGUGAGUAUCUGGGUCCGGCCGUUUUCAGCGGCGGGGCUUCGUCGGUCGCCGUGAGAACGCCGGAGGUGGGGCUGGAGUCAAAGAAGUAAUGCUGCUCCUUUGCCGAAGUGAAACGCUGUCAGGUCCAGGAUCAGGUCCUACCCAGGCCUAAGGACAGAAUUGCCGGGAAGCAACAGCAACUGCCCGAAACUUGACCAAAGAUGGGUUUCGAGGAAAAAAACUCACAAAAGUGCCUAUAACUGAUAUCACAACAGCAUGUCUAUGAAAAAAAAGAAUCUUUGAAAUAUCUUGGAAUGUCGGAUACUUGUAUCAGGUGUUUCUUAUAUCGUCCCCUUUAGUGCUGCCUGUGUUGAUGUCCACUGUAGUAAUUUUUCAUUAUGUGCUUGGUUUGG
Molecule: messenger RNA, 5489 nt
Organism: Paramormyrops kingsleyae
Lineage: Eukaryota; Metazoa; Chordata; Actinopteri; Osteoglossiformes; Mormyridae
Gene: tent5d
Product: terminal nucleotidyltransferase 5D
Biological process (GO): mRNA stabilization
Molecular function (GO): RNA binding; poly(A) RNA polymerase activity
Source: RefSeq, a predicted model, not a curated record